ACCUGACCACACCAACACAAACAUUCGAACACAAUCGGGAUCCCAUAAUCGGGAGACUAGAGAAAGUGGAAAACGUCCACCAUAGAGGUCCCUCUAGCGAGCACAGAGAGCGUCAAAAAUUCCCAGACCACUGGAGAAAUGGAAAGACGUGGGAGUGAGCUGGGCUUGCAUGCUACUCAAAGCGCAACAGAGGUGAGAGAAAAGUCGCGGGAAAACCUUCUGCAUGCGCUCUACAGAUUCUGGCAUGCUGAAAUGGGUCGCAUCACUACCCCACGAACAAAAAUAACAAACGCGUCAAUGACAGAAGAAGCGCUGGAACCAAGUACAACACGAACGAGAGCGGAAGCCCUUGGACAUUGCGUGUGGGGCCCUAGGGCUGUGAUAGCUGCGCGAGCGAGAGCGAGCGAAGGAGCGACUAAUCUUCACUCACUCCAUCUCUCUCCGGCCGAUCCUCAACAGAAUGUUUUUAACGGCAUAUCAUCAUCUCUUUAUCUAUGCAGCAGAGGCAUAUAUAAAGGCGACGCAAAAUGACCUUUUCCUACGGGGAAUAAGCGAUGGCAUCUUAGGCCAAAUGAUGUGGCGAGCCUCGUCGAUGACGUUCUCUUGGCUGAAUGGCAUACUUCCACUUCUGCACAGCAUCUUCUCCCGAGAUUCCGCCUUACUAGUGGCUUUCCGUCGUCGCCAAAGGAACGUCCAGUACACAAGAUGUAGCUUCCUACCUAGCGCAUAGGAUGCUAGUCGCCGCUCACAUAGGAUGCAAUUACGUCUGAAAUGCAUCGUCUUUCUUACUUCUAGCACGAUGGAACAGGAGGGAAGAUUUUAUGCGUAACGUAAGCGUGUAAUUAUGCACGAGUUACGUUCUUUUCCGUUCCUGCACACUAUGGAAUGUGACAUUUUCUUGUAAUGCAGUCUAUCAGAAGAGAGCCGGAGGAGAACAGUCGAUCGAGUUUUGUCCGAUGGCUGUUGCGAUGGUACUGCUUCCUCCCCCUGCUGCUCACUCCAACUGUCGAAAUGGAAAUAAACAAAGGUCGCGGGAUCUGAAACAGCUCGAGAUCAUGGGAUCCAAGCCCUGUCCAAACCUGUUACUGGAAUUGUACCGUACUUGUCUUCUUCGUGUUGUUCUGCACCGCUUCUCUUUUGAAGAUUAUAGUACAAACACUUCCUUAGCGAGGUUGACUCCUCAAUAAUUUAAAAGGCUUGUCAGGGUCGAACAAGAUGUGCAUGCCAAGAGGGGAACUGUGGAAUCUAAGGGGGUUGAGCAAAAAGGACUAUCAUUGACA
Messenger RNA from Marchantia polymorpha subsp. ruderalis, 1280 nucleotides. NCBI's taxonomy places the organism in Eukaryota, Viridiplantae, Streptophyta, Marchantiopsida, Marchantiales, Marchantiaceae. The record is from the annotation of a GenBank genome assembly.